This is a messenger RNA of Strongylus vulgaris, 1439 nucleotides long. NCBI's taxonomy places the organism in Eukaryota, Metazoa, Nematoda, Chromadorea, Rhabditida, Strongylidae. The record is from the annotation of a GenBank genome assembly.
AUGCCAAUCUUUUCAGUGGGCGCUCCAGCUCUAUGGGCAGCUUCUGCGGCUGGGAAGUUCGAGGUAGUCAGGAGUCAUGUCUUUAUAUCUAAAAAUUUAGUGCAUCGAUUUAUACCUCUAUAUUCUUUUACCUACUUGCAAAUGCAAUUUAAGGUUGUGCGCAUUCUUGUUGAAGAAGCUGGGGCGAAUAUCAAUCAGACUACCAACACUAGCAGUACACCUCUUCGUGGCGCUUGCUAUGAUGGCCAUCUAGAAAUUGUAAAGUAUCUGGUGGAACAUGGCGCGGAUAUCGAGAUAGCGAAUCAGCAUGGUCAUACUUCGUUGAUGAUUGCUGCUUAUCGACAAAAAGUAGAUGUAGUCAAAUAUCUCAUCAGUUGUGGAGCUGACGUUAACAGAAGUAGUAAGAAAGGUGUGUUACUAGGUUCUACAUCCGCCAUUACUUCUAUUCUUGAAGGUAACACGGCGAUGCAUGACGCUGUUGAAGGAGAAAAUCUAGAAGUUUGCGCCCUUUUACUGAAUGCUGGCGCUCGCCUUGUUCCGGAUGAGUUUGGUGUGUGCCCACUUAUGUGCGCGAUUUUGCCCAUGCUGCUAGAAUAUUGUGAUUCGGGCGAGAAACGACGUGAUGCACUGAAAUUGCUAGGAUGCACAAGAGUGGAUAAGAAGAUGGAUAUGGUUGGAGCAAUUGAGGCUUGGAAUGAUGCAUUGCAAGUACCACUCACGGAAGAAGAACAAAAACAUGUGCGAUAUCUUAUUGCGUCUCAUCUCUCGCAUGUGGAAGAAGAAGUUGAACGGUUCGAGGUAGCACAAGUUUAUGAGGGACACAAGGAGAUACAAACAUUAGAGGAUAUUGCAGCAAUCGAAGACAGUCCGGAUGCUAUACGCUUGCAGUCUUUACUCAUUCGGGAGCGCAUUCUUGGAGGUGCUCACGCUGAUGUCCAUUACUACCUCCGUUUCCGAGGAGCUAUCUACAGCGACUUAGGUCAUGUUGAUAAGUGUUACGAAUUGUGGAGUCAUGCGCUGAUCUUGCAGCAAACACAUCUAACACCGCUCCACAUGUCAACGCAGACAAUGUUCCAAGCGUUUCUGGAAACCUUUUUACAUACCCUUAACGAUCGCGCUAUCCAUAUGGAACUGGCUGGGCGACGAAAUGCACCGCCAAAGCAAGACAUUGUCAAGUUUGUGUUCGAGAGGGUCUGCUUUGAAUUGGAGAGACUGGCUGAUUGGGGUGAGCGGCCUUUGUCAGAUUUAUGUAACUGUGGUGAAGAUCAUCUUCACAGCUGUGAUGAUGAGAAGAAACGUGUUGUGCUGCUUGGAUUACAGUUAUUAGCACUGGUGAAUCGCCUUUCACUGCCAAUGCAUGAUGAGGACGAAGAAGAUGACGUUGUAUACAUCUGUCGAGCAUCUGAAACAGUUGAGGUUGGUCAUGUUUUUCAUUAGAG